GCCAGUUCCGUGGCGUUUCUAAUAGGAUACGACAUGAUAUGACAGGUAGCUUUCAGCUACUUGAGGCCUUCUUUACUAAACACCAGUGUGGGAGGUUUGCGCUGGCGCACCUGAUUUGGGACUUAUGGUGGUCUUCCCACAUUGAUGUGGUGGAUGUUUCUGAUUUGUGGGCUUGGCUCAAGUUCCGCCAAUCAUUCUUUGCUUCGGCUUCGACUGUGACCAUCUUUUUCUUCAGCGACUGGGCGCCGCGACUGGGGGAUUUGGCUCGCAUGACCGCUGACACGACGCAUGAAGUGCACCCUCAGGCUCACUAACAUGGAAGUGGAAAACCCCCUGUUGGUCGAGGAAAGUAGUCUUCCAAGGGGCAUGUUCCACUUCCAUGUGAGUGUGUCAGAGUGUAAUAUAUUCAUAUUCACUGCAGACAGCUUUCGGCUCCCUCCUGUUGUGCCCGCUCCAGCCCAAACAGCCCCAUGGAGUGCUGCAAAGGCGAAGCAAUAGAAAAAGAAGCUCAUGAGUUUGUCCCAGAAAAAGGAGGAGGCCACUCCAUCAGAGUCAGAGUCAUUUGUGAGCUACCAUGGCAUACUCGUGAUUGGCCGGGUGACUUUAUGUUGGCCAUGCUUAUGAAGAAUGAGACUCAGGACAAGACGAUUACGUGCAAACUUUACCGGUCAGAGAAAUAUGACUUUCACAACAGGGCCUAUAUCAAUGACUACCAGCUGCACGAUGAGCUCAAUGUGUACGUGUACAAGGACGCCAACGGGGGCAUCGAAGACGGCUAUGUCGAAAAGAUCCCCGUUCCGGACACCACGUUCCAGGAGGUUUUGACACCUGAGUUGAUGGGUGCCGAUGGCGACAAGCAUGAUGUGAUGGUUGUAUGUACUGUCAAGAUUAAAUUUAGUGCAUACGAAUGGAUGAGGGAGAUCAGCGCAUCCGCGCAGCUCAUUGACAAGGGAGCUGAGCUGUAUGUUCCCGGAAGUCCGCUGCUGGAGGGUUGACGGCUGUUCCAAUUCAAACAGUGGGAGUUCUGGUGGACGAUUCACAGGCAAAACGUUUGUGUUUCUGUCCUUGAACACCACAGGUGUACAGAUACAUCCAGGAUCCGACGACUCUUGAGACCAUCUCAGUGAGCCAGCUGGGCCCGAUAAUUGCCAGUCUGACC
Durusdinium trenchii is the source of this 1159-nucleotide messenger RNA. The record is from the annotation of a GenBank genome assembly. Lineage: Eukaryota; Dinophyceae; Suessiales; Symbiodiniaceae.